CCCUUGAAGGUUGCCAAAGUUUCCAAGCCUAUGCACAUUCAGGUUAUAAGAAUCACAACCUCGAUGGCAAGCUGCAUACCGAAAACCUCAAACCAACAUCAAACAUGGCAACGGGAGGAUCGCAUUUUAACGGACACCGGGCGCCGAGGCUGUUUGGCAGGGAAAGGCCCGUCCAUGCCGCCCUCGGUGGACGCGAAGCGGCGGACAUCAUCCUGUGGAGGAGGCCCAAGGUUUCGGCGUCGAUCCUCGGCGCGGCGACGGCGGCGUGGGCUCUGUUCGAGGUGGCGGAGUACCACUUCCUGACGCUGGCGUGCUACGCCGCCAUGAUCGCCAUGCUCACCUUCUUCAUCUGGACCAACGCCUCCGCUUUCAUGAACCUGCCGGUUCCAAGGAUCCCUGAGACGAUCCUGUCGGAGAGGACGGCGAAGCAGGUGAUCCUGGGCCUGCACCGGAGGCUCACCUGGUUCGUGCACCGGCUGUACGCCAUCGCCUGCGGGGAGGACAUCAAGAAGUUCAUCAUGACGGUGGUGUCCCUGUACAUCGCGUCGGUCGUCGCGACCUGCUUCAGCUCCCUCACCCUGCUCUACCUCGUUGUGCUGUGCACGAUGACGGUGCCGGCGCUGUACGAGCGGUACGAGCACGAGGUGGACCACCUGGUGGCCACGGGGGCGCGCGACGUCCGUACCCACUUCGCCAAGAUGGACUCCGGCGUGCUCAGGAAGAUCCCCAGGGGCAAAGGUGCCACCACCGCCGCACACGGGACGACGGCCAACAACGUGCACGGGUGGCAUCGCUCACACGUCAACUAAACCUGCCCAGCCAACAACAUGUCACUGCUAACUAACCUGUAAUAAAGUACAGUACAGAGUGAGCGAGCUGCAGACAGACGUAAAUCAAGGUUCAGAACAAGGCCUGAACGAACCAACAUGCAGAGAGCGAGCAGCUCUGCAGACGGAUGUCGAUUUAGGUUCAGAAUAAGACCUGAAUGUAAGGUGUUUCGUUAUUGUUACCAUCCUACAUGAUGAUGCGUACAUGCAUGCAUCCAAUCCGCCCGUGCGACCACGGUGAUCCUGUAAAUCUACUCUAUCAACGCAUGCGUGCGCUUUACGGUGGUGCGAUAUCUUCUUUCCAUCUUCCUCUGCUUCUCCUUUCCGCUUUCCCGUGUAUGCGUAUCAGUGUAUGUGUUACGUGAUUGAUUGACCGCCAUGGAAAGAAAGGAAGAAGAGAACACAUGGGCUCCACCAUCGAUGCAUGGUGGAUCGAGGAGGACAGACAGCGACACGCACCUGGCGAAGCCAUAGCUAUCGGUAUCGGACGGAUGGAUAGAGAUUAUAUUCCCUGGAGCUGAGGCAAUCAGCAGUCGCCCCUGCCGUGUCUCCGCCUGGAUCGAAGAUGAUCUGGUUACGAUCUUGGGAGGAUUGGAUUGGACGCCCCCUCGCGAGACCUACUUCGCCGACGCUCUCUAUCUAACUAUCUUACUACUAACUCUUGUUAAUUACUAACAUUCUCCGUCAUGCGUAUCGUAAAAGAAAUGGAUCCACCCUGCAUGCACCGUCGAUCGCGCAGGCAGCGACCAUCUCCCGCUUGCCUGUCACACACGGUUGAUAUCGCAACUUUUGACACGGGAUGGAGACUCGAGAGGCUCAGCAUGCAGACAUGGAGACAUGAAGUGGGUAGCAGCAGUGCGGCAGUACGUUUACACUGUGGCGACGGACGACGGGUCUCGGGUUCGAGUGCAGAGCUGUUCGUCAGCUUCGCUUUGCCGUGUCUUGUCUCGUCCAUCCUUUUGCGCGCACAGUACCAUCCGACGGUUUCCACGACCCAAUAAUUGUGCGUUUCGUGGAACGUUUCCGGCCGAUGAAAACGAAAGCAGGGUUGAUUAAUUUAAUUGGGUGUUUAUCAGGUCUCUUUCUACCCAGCGUCACGUCGCGGUAGAUAUUUUUCUUUUCUUUGGAGUUUUGCGCAUAUGGAAUCAGCACGUCUGGCUCAGUGUGUUGAUCUAUUGAGCCGCUAACCAACCCCGUCCCGUGCGUUCGUGUUAGGUGACCUGAAGCCCGGCCUGGGCAGUCGGUCAACGUGUGCGCGGAGACGGCGACAGGCGGGCGCGCGCAGUUGAUUACUGGCGGGGUCGCCGUCGACGGCCGGCCGGCGAGGGGCCAAAGUCCGAGUUCGCGUACGUACGUGCCACCAGGCUGAGCGAGACUGGAGGAGGACAAAGGUUGACCAAACAGCAAGAAUUGUUGUUGGGAGAACGUGCACUAAGUACGAAAGCGAAGUGCCGCACUCGAACGCGGUUCAGUGGAGACGCUCUGUCGGUAAGCAACUACGUACGUGGGGCGACGAGACUGUCUACCGCUGUCACGCUGUGUGCCGGAGAGGGGUGGGAAAGGAAAGCCGGGCGGUGGUGUGCCGGCGGCGGCGAGACCGGGCACAUGGCGCUGCGCCCGGCCGGCCGGCCCGACGGGUGGACGGGGGACAUGCGUGGUUGGGUUUGCGCGUCCGGGGUCCGGCUUUUGGCGCGCCAAAGAAAGGCGUGCAGUGCAGGGGUGGGAGCCGUGCGCCGUGCGGGGGUGGGUCGAGUGGUCCGGUCCGGUUGCCGCCGGAUGGCAUGAUUGCCGGCCUCCACCGCUCGCCCGUCUCGUCGCAAAGGCGACCGCUGGCCGUGGCAGCGAGGGAACCCGUGCACGCGCCCGUUCGGCCUUUCGGGGGCCACGCUUGGGCUCGGCCUGCGACCUCGGACCGCCAAAAGAACAACGGGGGAGGAGAUCUCGCAUGCGCCGGCGGUGCGGCCGAGGCACCGUCCGUCCCGUUCCUGCGGGAGCAGAGAAUCCGUUCCUGGGACUAGUCUACUGGUGGUACUUGCUGGGAGCGCACGUGGCGGACCGGGCCGUCCUCGCCGUCGUGGCCGCGGCAGAGGGUCGGCCACGGCCAGCCCCACGUGCGACUGUGCCACCCCCAACCCCCCACUGGGUCUGGGCAUCCGGCCAGCUCGGACUGUGUACCGGCCUACCGCCAUGCCAUGGCCCGUGCUCCCUCCGCCAGCAGCGGCACUUGCGCCGGGCCGGUGCCACCCCCACCCCCAUCCGCGCAGAUCCCGAGGCCGGCUGACUCAGCCUCUCCUUCCCGGCGGCCCCAGACCGGAUCGGAUCCAACGCCCACGCCCCUAUCCGACUAGGAUCGCCGGACCUAGCGAAGAACCUACCAUCAUCGACCUAUAUGACAGCCUACACAGUGCAUGGUAUGGACUGCAAAUAAUGGAACGCCAAUUUGAUGCUAAAGCCCUUCUUGGCUCCAAAGCGAACGUAGUAUGCCACCAAAUUAUUGACAUGAUCCCAACACCCACACACACACACACGCAAUAAGAUAAGAAAAGUAAGCCAAGUUGGGGGGAAGAUUAGUGGGUAAAGAAUGUGCUUUGCUCCUCCCAGAACCCUUUGAAUACUACGCAAACACAGCCGUAAAGCGGCGGUUAUGCCCUGUUGCCGGUGCUGUAUUACCAUCAUUCUGUUGCGCCAAACCCUUUUGUUUACACCGCACCGCACACUUGCUCUUCUCCCACUGAUUGCCGUGCACUUGUGCAUGCCCAGGAGGUGUGUUUCAGUUUCAGCGUUCUCGACUCCAACAACCGCUUUGCAGACAAGCAGGAAAGCGGGCUGCGUGGAUGCAUGGGCGGACGGACGAUCAUCACAUCGGAUUAUCAUGGCGUGCCGUGGCACCAGGGGGGGUCGACGAGGGAGGGCCGUCGGGCCAUCUCCUGGAGAUCGUCGUAAAGCGCCUCCACUCACGCCACCGGAGAGGAAUGAGAUCCCCGGCAGAUCGCAUCGGCAGCACCGCCUACUCGAGUGCCUAGGAAAAGAGCGCCGGUGCUUCCUUCCGAUCAUGCUACCCCCUCAGCCAGAUUUUGCUCCACCAAGAAACAGAGCAGGCAACUUGCCUGAUAAACUAUCCCAAACAGUUUGCUGGGGUUCUGCAUACCAGGUAUGCUAGUUUAGAACUUUAUUAGAUACAUAUGUGGCUGGUGAGGCUCACUGGAAAGGGAAGCUCUAACAACUAUGCUAGCUAGGAACAUGCCCCCCGGUUGAAUUGGUUGGUCAGUCACAUCCCACAUAUAACUAUCCACAUAACUAAGUCCAACAAACAUGAUCCAAUACGAUCUAAAGAAAAACACCUGUUCUCCUUGGAUCAACACCAGGAAAAGAAUCCACUCCAACAACCAUGUCAAAGCAAAGCAAAUCCAUGGGCGAAAAUCUACAGGCAUGAUAACACUACCGAUACUACAAUCAUUUGCCAGUCAUCCUGGCAUAUAUAGAGCGCGCUAAAAGAAGAAUAUCUAGAAUUGUCAAACUGUGAUGCCACACUUGUAUGUCAAUCCAAAUAUAGUUGAAUGCUUGAAGCAAAAGGAAACACGCACACAAGCACACAGAAGCACGGGGCAAGGGUGUAUUAAAACCAGAAGAAAAUGUAUCGACAUCAAUAUCAAUAAUGGUACAAAAAUAUGGGACAAGGGUGUAUGAUGAUAUUUAACUCGGGAUGAAGUUUCUACAGGCAGGCUAAAUAAUAAACACAUAUCUGACAUUUCAACCUCGGUACCAUCCAUGAGUUUUAAAUAUACAGAGGGGCUACACAAAUGAUGAGUUCUCGAUUCGGAAGUUUUUACUGAGCUUUUUAGACAACUAUAUAUUUAUUCAAAAA
Molecule: messenger RNA, 4692 nt
Organism: Aegilops tauschii subsp. strangulata
Lineage: Eukaryota; Viridiplantae; Streptophyta; Magnoliopsida; Poales; Poaceae
Product: reticulon-like protein B9
Biological process (GO): response to bacterium
Source: RefSeq, a predicted model, not a curated record